Molecule: messenger RNA, 3199 nt
Organism: Acyrthosiphon pisum (pea aphid)
Lineage: Eukaryota; Metazoa; Arthropoda; Insecta; Hemiptera; Aphididae
Product: transmembrane protease serine 9
Exons: 13
Coding region: 334-2271 (645 amino acids)
Biological process (GO): proteolysis
Molecular function (GO): serine-type endopeptidase activity
Source: RefSeq, a predicted model, not a curated record
UUUACUCGCGUCCGGUCCGCUGGCGGGUGCACUUUCUUUCCGCCGCCGCCGCCACCGCCGCUGCCGUCUCUCAGUGGAAGCGGCACUCAGUACGACGCGAUAACUCGGUUUAGUGUGCACACGGUCGCGACUUCGUAUAGGAGGUAACCACUUACCGCGGUGUGCAAAACGCGCGAAGCGUCUGGAACAUCGUCACAUCGCUCGGACGGCCGCUCGUCGCACUCGCCAACCAAGUACGCGCUCGAUCGCUAUCCGAAGUUCACUCGUACGGACGGACGAACGCGCGCGCGACCGCGGCCACCGCGCGUUUAUGGUGCUCGGCCGCCGUCGACGAUGCGGUCGCAGCAGCUGCAGAAGAUGGUGGUGCACGUGUGCAUGCUGACCUCGGUCGUCGCCUCGACCGUCGGCCAUGGAUCGGCCACCACCCCGUCGUCCGCGUCCACGGACAACGACGACGACGGCCCGUCCAGACCCAACAGGCAGGGUGACAAGCGAAUAUUCUUUGACGACAUAUUCGGUUCGGUCAGCUACGAGCCCGAGGAGAAGUUACCAGUGUCCAACUGCACUUGCAAUUGUGGAGUGCCCAACCAAGAAAUCCGCAUAGUGGGCGGCCGCCCCACCGGGGUGCACAGAUACCCAUGGGUAGCGAAACUCAUGUACGAAAGCCAUUUCCACUGCGGCGGAUCACUCAUCAACAGCGAUUACGUGCUGACCGCAGCUCAUUGCGUCCGGAAAUUGAAAAAAUCUCGUAUACGUGUGAUAUUCGGCGACCACGACCAGAGCACGACUACCGACGGCGAAACGAUUACCAGGAUGGUAUCUUCGAUCGUGCGUCAUCGGAACUUUGACGUGAACUCGUACAACCACGACGUGGCUCUGCUGCGGCUGCGGAAGGCUGUACCGUUUACCAAAUCAGUGAGGCCGAUAUGUUUGCCGUUAGCUACCCGCGAACCGUCCGGAAAAGUGGGAACCGUGGUCGGUUGGGGCCGUGUGUCAGAAGGUGGAAAUCUGGCGGACGUUGUGCAAGAAGUCCAAGUGCCGAUCCUGUCAUUGGCGCAGUGCAGGGCUUCAAAAUACCGACCACAGAGAAUCACCGCCAACAUGAUUUGCGCCGGAAAGGGAGUCGAGGACUCUUGUCAGGGUGACAGUGGAGGUCCCUUGUUGAUAAACAGCGAUGUCGAUGACAAGUUGGAAAUAGUUGGCAUAGUGUCUUGGGGCGUUGGCUGUGGUAGACCCGGUUACCCGGGCGUGUAUACCAGAGUUACCAAAUACCUGGAUUGGAUUCAAAAAAAUAUGCGGGACACCUGCGCUUGCGUCAGAUACUUGUGGCCGCUUCGGGUCACAGUCAUGACACCGAGUCGCCAAGGUUCGUUUGUCGCGGGCGUUCUGCUCGUAAUAGCAUGUGCAACGCAACAGGGUCAUGGCGUAAGAAACGUAUUCACAGACUUUGGAUUUCGCAGACCUACGCCUCAAAUCGCAGUAAAUUCGGUCAUCAAAAAUGGCCAAGAGUGCGACUGCAGUUGCGGAUCUCCGAACGUCGACACUAAAAUCGUGGGCGGUGACCCUUCGGGUGUGCACGAAUACCCCUGGAUGGUCCGUUUAUCGUAUUUCAAUCAAUUUUACUGCGGCGGUACGCUGAUCAACGAUAGAUACGUGCUGACGGCUGCUCAUUGUGUCAAAGGAUUCUUUUGGCCGCUGAUCAAAGUCACCUUUGGCGAACACGAUUAUUGCAAUGCCACCAGAAAACCAGAAACCCGAUUCGUCUUGAGGUCCAUCGUAGGUGAGUUCAGUUACCUGAAUUUCCAAAACGAUUUGGCGCUGUUGAGGCUCAACGACCGAGUGCCAAUGUCUGCUACAAUAAAGCCCGUUUGUUUGCCGACCGACACAAACGACACGUACAGUAACGGCGUGGGAAAGGUUGCCGGUUGGGGUACGCUGUACGAGAACGGAAGUCCGUCAUGUCACCUGAGGCAGGUGGACGUGCCGAUAAUCGACAACAAGGAGUGCGCCAAGACCAACUACACGGGAGACUUGAUCACGGAGAACAUGAUUUGCGCGGGGCACGAGAUGGGUGGAAAGGACUCUUGUCAGGGUGAUAGCGGUGGACCGCUGAUGAGACUCAUGGAAAACAAACGGUUCGAGAUCAUCGGGAUCGUGAGUUGGGGUCACGGAUGCGCCCGUCCUGGAUAUCCUGGAGUAUACACCAGAGUUGCCAAAUAUUUACCUUGGAUCAAAGAAAACUCCAAAGAAGGAUGUUAUUGUUCGCAAUGAUAAGAAAAGUGAGGACACACUAAUAAGUAUACGACUGGAAAUUUCCAAAUAUAUAAUAUAAACCUACCUAUAGCUACAUUGUAUAUAGUAAUAUCAUGUUUGACCAAGGAGGCAUAAUUUAGUACCUAGGUAGUUAUCAUAUUAUAAUAUUACCUACUUACAGGGGCGGCUUCAGGGGGGUGCAUUGGCGCCACGGCAUUCCCCCCCCCAAGCUGUAUUUCUAAACAAUUUUAUACUGUUAAAAUCAAAAUUACAAAAGAAAAAUCAUCGAUAUUUUCUGAAAAUUAUGACUUGCCUCCCCCCCUAACUAUGUAUCUGGAGCCUCCCCUGCCUACCUAUCGUUAAUCAUUGUGAUAUAAUUAUAUAAAUAUAGAAUAUACUGGGUGCAUCAUGGACAUAGAAAUCUGACAAUUAAAAUUGAGGGGUUCAGCUUCAGUGCAGUAGUGACUAACAAACUUUGGUACUUUAGUAACUUUAAAAUAAUCUACAAUAAAACUAAACUAUACUUUAAAAGUUUAAAAUACAAUAACGGCUUGGGUGCUGCUAUCUAAUGAAUAUUAAGUAAAAGUGGCUUAGACCGUUUAUGUAAGGAAUUGUUUGGUGUAUGUUUGCUAUUAAUGUAAGUAACUCAAAUAUUGUAGAUUAGUCAAUAAGUAGUUUGUGAGUUGGUCCAUUACAGCACUGAAGGCCUCAAUUGAAAAUUAUAUUAUAUAAAAUUUGAACAUGUCUUUCAACAUCUUCAUGAUACAUCCUAAAUAGUGUAUACACUGUGUUAAUAUUAGUUGAAAUCAGUAACCCAUAUUAUUUCAUAUACAUUAUUGUGUAAAAUUAACAGAAAAGCAUUUACAAAAAUUUGUGUGCAUUUUUUAAAUGUUAAAAAUAAUUUUGUUACGUAUAUUAUUUAAUAAACCAUAAAUACAUAAAACAA